ACGGGUGCUCCAUCCUCAAGCUGUUGUGAACCAGUCACCAUGGAAACGUGCAUCUCAUCAAAAUAUGAAAACAUCAAAUACAAACACGAGAUCAUUCCAGGAUCUCCCUCUAUCUACCGGCUGAUACCAAAACAAAGCAACAUAGGAUCUAUAAGAAGACUGACUCUCGGUGAAAGAGAUUCAACAAAGAUAAACAAAACCAUCUUGCUUGUUGGUGAAACAGGCGCAGGAAAAUCAAGUCUGAUCAACGCUCUGGUUAACUUCGCCCUGGGAGUGGAGUUUGAGGACAAUGUCUGGUUUCAGAUGGUACAGGAAAAGGAGAAGAGUCAAACAGAAAGUCAGACGUCAGACGUGAUCGUGUACGAGGUCUUUGGUCUUGAAGACAGAACUCUGCCCUUCUCUCUGACCAUCAUCGAUACUCCCGGAUAUGGUGACACCAAAGGGAUUGACAAAGAUGUCCUCGUCAGUGAAAGAUUGUUGGACUUGUUUCGCUCAACAGAUGGAGUUCAUGAGAUCGAUGCAGUGUGUCUGGUGCUGAAAGCGAGUGACAAUCGACUGAGUGACCGACUGAUGUACGUCUUUGAUUCAGUGGUGUCUCUGUUUGGAAAAGACAUAGAGAAGAACAUCGUUGCCCUCAUCACACACUCAGAUUUUUUGACACCUACAAAUGUUCUGCAAGCUCUGAAAGAAGCAAAAAUCAGGUGUCCAAAAAACCAGAAGGAUCAGCCUGUUCAUUUCAUGUUCAAUAAUGCCCAGAAAACAGAGAAAAAUGAAGAUAAUGAGGAUCAUAUAGAGUAUAUAUGGAACUCAACAAUGAAGCAAAUCAAAAAAUGUGCAGUUUUCCUGAAAAAUACUGAACCUCAGAACCUAGACAAAACCAUUGAAGUGCUGAAAUCACGCAUCAGACUGGCAGCCUGCAUCCACAACCUGCAGGAGAGAAUUCAAUUCAUUGAACUGAAACAAAGAGAGAUCCAACAGACUCAGGAAGGUCUGAAGAAACACGAACAAGACAUGAAGAAUAACGAGGACUUCACAAUAGAAGUUGAUGAAGUCUAUAAAAUAAAAGAACCUGUAGAAGUUAGGGAGAGUUGGUGGAGGUAUUUAGGGUUAAAUAAUGCAGGAGCUACCUGCUGUGACGACUGUAAGGAGACUUGUCACUUUCCAUGCGAAGUGGCCUCGGGUCCACGUAAGUGUGAUGUCAUGCGAAAUAAAUGCACAAUAUGCAACAAAGAGUGUAGUAUAUCAGGUCAUGAGAAUGAGCUCCACUGCACAUCAUGUACUGGAAAGUGUCAUGUAUUAAAACAUGUGAAAGAACAACGAUGCACUGAAUGUGAGGAUGAGUGCAGGGAUCCAAGUCAUCCAAAAACACCCUGGAGAUAUGUGACCAAGACAAAGAGAGUUACUAGGACCAUACAUCAGAUGAAAGACAUGUAUGAGAAGAGUGAAAAAGGCAGUGAAGAGAAAGCUAGCCUCUUGGAAACUCUCCAGAAGAUCAUAGAAGAACUUCAGAAAGAAAAAGAUCAGUUGCUCGAAGAGUCUUUCCAACAUGUUGAGAGACUGGAGGAGAUCGCCAUGAAGGUUGUUUCACUCUCCACUCAUGUCCACCUGGACGUCCUGAUUGAGAAGAUGAAGGAGAAGGGAGACACAGAGAAGGCCAUGAAACUGGAAAUGAUGAAAAGUAAAAUGGAGGAAAAUCCAAGAAUAAGAUCAGUUCUGAGUUACAUGUCUACAGCAAUUGGUAAAACAGCAGCUUCUGGUAAAGCCGUUUGGGAUCGCCUCAGAGGAAACACAGCUGAGCAGAAAACAGGCUCUACACUUUGA
Gymnodraco acuticeps is the source of this 1821-nucleotide messenger RNA. RefSeq lists its product as uncharacterized. Gene Ontology annotation, molecular function: GTP binding. The record is from RefSeq and is a predicted model, not a curated record. NCBI's taxonomy places the organism in Eukaryota, Metazoa, Chordata, Actinopteri, Perciformes, Bathydraconidae. The coding region runs from base 40 to 1821 and encodes 593 amino acids. The transcript has 2 exons.